AUGGAACAUCAAAAGACAUACAUAGAAGAAAAGUCAUAUCAGUGUGAUGUGUGUGGUAAAUCGUUUACACGAAAAUCUCAUCUGAAAGUACACCGUCGAACUCACACGGGAGAGAAGCCAUACCAGUGUAACGUUUGUGAAAAAUCGUUUACUUAUCAUAAUAGUGUGAUAAUUCAUCAACGAACGCACACAGGAGAGAAGCCAUAUCAGUGUGAUGUGUGUGGUAAAUCGUUUUCUCAAAAUUUUGAUCUAAAAGUACACCAUCGAACUCACACGGGAGAGAAGCCAUACUACAAGUGUAACGUUUGUUGCAAAUCGUUUAAUUAUAGCAAUAGUUUGAAAUAUCAUCAGCGAACGCACACGGGAGAGAAGCCAUAUCAAUGUGAUGUGUGUGAUAAAUCGUUUGCUCAAAAUUUUGAUCUAAAAGUACACUAUCGAAUUCAUACGGGAGAAAAACCAUACCAAUGUGAUAUGUGUGGUAAAUCGUUUGCACGAAAUACUCAUCUAAAAGUACACCGUCGAACUCACACAGGAGAAAAGCCAUACCAGUGUGAUAUGUGUGGAAAAUCGUUCACUCAGAAUAUUCAUCUAACAGCACAUCAUCGAACUCACACGGGAGCAGUGGAGUAAUUAAAAAAAUUGUACUAGGGGGGGGAUAGGUUUUGUCUAUUUAUUGUUUUUUUGGGUGGGGGCUUAGCCCCCUCACUUAUUUACACCAUGGUAUAUACAAUUUAUGAAUUAUAAUAAAAGGGGAUACAUAUUAACA
This is a messenger RNA of Aphis gossypii (cotton aphid), 766 nucleotides long. Its product is annotated as zinc finger protein 239-like. The coding region runs from base 1 to 630 and encodes 209 amino acids. Gene Ontology annotation, biological process: regulation of transcription by RNA polymerase II. The record is from RefSeq and is a predicted model, not a curated record. Lineage: Eukaryota; Metazoa; Arthropoda; Insecta; Hemiptera; Aphididae. The transcript has a single exon. Gene Ontology annotation, molecular function: DNA-binding transcription factor activity, RNA polymerase II-specific; RNA polymerase II cis-regulatory region sequence-specific DNA binding.